AUGUUACCACUAAAAACUAUCCAGAGAAGUGCGAUUCCUGCACAUACGCCUCGAAUAAUGAACGCAUCUCUAUUACGUAGAUUCGGAACUACUCCAUACUCCUGCUCCUCAUUGUGGUCCUCUUUCACAUCCAUGUAUGGAUUUGUAGGGAAUGCAAGAAGGUAUGUUUCUACUGAAAUUCAAGAAAAGGACCAACAAGCUGGUGAAUCAAGCACUGCCACGGAUACGGGGAUCAUUCAUAAAACUGAACAAGAAACACUAGUAUAUUUCGAUAAUGUCUAUCCACGAGCAACAUCGAUAUGGAACCCUACCCUUUGGUAUAAUUUACUACUGACGAAUCAAUCUCGUGAGGCUGUUAGAGCUAAAAUACAAAAUUAUGCGAGUCCCGUGAGUAAUCCAAUCCAUGGGUUGAGGUUACGUUCAACCAUUCCCGUGAAGAGAGACGGGGGUGUCUUUGCUACGUUUUUAAUCCCAGAAAGAUAUACGAAAGCUGAAGUCAAUGCUAAGAUUCAACAAAACACGGCUAAUGAAUCAUCGCAUUCUUUACUGUCUUAUUUCACAAAAGCUACAGCAUUCCCGGUGAAGGGGACUCCCUGGAUUGAAGACUUGAGGAGAUUGCCCAAUACUACCAUAACAGUCAAAUUUCAAGGUCCUGCGUUAACUGAAGAAGAAAUGUACUCGUUGUUUAGAAGAUACGGUACGAUUAUUGACAUCUUCCCAGCAACAGCAUCCGUUCCUUAUGCUCAAGUUAAAUAUAAAUCUUACAGAGGUGCGAUAUGUGCAAAAAAUUGUGUUUCUGGUAUUGAAAUUAGAAAUACUGUCAUUCACAUUCAAUAUGAUAAAGUGAUAAAAGCACAUUUUUUCGGUAAGUUUUUCGUCAAUCAUACAAGAAUUGCCGUUCCUGUCUUGAUUGCAUUGUUAUCAUUCUUAGCUGUCUUAGUUUUUGACCCAAUUAGAGAAUUUUUUAUUGAACAAAAGAUUACUCACAAAUACUCAUUAAAUAUGGGAAAUCCAGUCCUGAAAAGAUUGAGAAAUUUUACCAAUACGACAGUGUCAUCUUUCAAACAUUACUUAGGAAAAAAUGAAAGUGAAAAUCAAGCAGAAGAACAUCUUUGGGAAGAACGUAUUGAGAAAGUUAAUGAUUUGAAAAUGUGGCUUGAAGAAAAUAUCAAUACCUUUGUCAUUGUGAGAGGCCCAAGAGGUACAGGGAAACACGAUUUGGUAAUGCAGCAUACUUUAAAUAAUAGAGAAAACGUUUUAUAUUUAGACUGUGAUAAGAUUAUCAAAUCAAGAACAGAUGCUAAAUUCUUAAGAAAUGUGGCAUCACAGUUGGGUUAUUUCCCCAUUUUCCCCUGGAUUGACUCUGUAACCAGCGUUAUAGAUUUAAUGGUACAAGGGUUAACUGGUCAAAAGACAGGCUUAUCAGAAACUAAAGAGACACAAUUUAGAAAUAUGUUAACCACAACAAUGAUGUCCUUAAGACGUAUCGCGUUGAGAGGCUAUAAACCUGUACUUAGAAAUGGUGAUGAAACCAUAAAUGUUAAAGAGGAGGAUUAUUUACAGCAACACCCGGAAGAAAAACCUGUCAUUGUAUUAGAUAGUUUCGAAGGUAAAUCAGAAAUUAAUGGAUUUGUCUAUAAAGAAUUAGCAGAUUGGGCGGCAAUGCUUGUUCAAACAAAUGUCGCUCAUGUUAUAUUUUUAACUGAAACAAUCGCAUCUAAUCAGCAACUUGCCGAUUCAUAUCCAAACCAAGUAUUCAAAACUUUGAUAUUAAACGAUGCAUCUAAAGAAAAUUCAAGAAAUUAUGUUCUGUAUAGAUUACAAGAAAAGAAAGAAGACAACGGAAAUGAUGAAGAGGAAAUCAUACCAGAAAAAAUGGAAAAAUUAACAUUAUCUCCAACUGAGUUACAUGAAAUUGAUGAAGCCUUAGAGCCAUUAGGAGGAAGAAUGUUAGAUCUUCAAGCUUUUGUCAGACGUGUUAAAUCAGGUGAACAGCCAAGGGAAGCCCUAGAAAAAAUGGUAGAACAGGCGUCAGAACAAAUCACACAGAUGUUUUUAAGUGAUAAGAUUGAUAGUUUAAAAAGUGCUCAAGCUUGGGAAUUGAUUACUUUAUUGAGUGAACGCCCCAUUUUACCCUUCCAUGAUAUUAUUUUCCGUCCAUUAUUUAAAGCUGCUCCAGAACUUGGAAUUUUAGAGCUGGAAAAUAAUGGAUUGAUUACAGUUUCAAGAGAUCGUGGGGUUUUGCAAGAAAUAUAUCCAGCCAAACCGCUUUAUAGGGCUGCUUUCUCCUAUCUUAAAAAUGAUUCCAGAUUGGCCAAAGUUUUAAAAACACGUUAUUUACUAAAAGUCAUCAGUUUCGAAACGGGAAGAAUUAGAAAAUGGGAAGAAGAAUUACGUCCAUUAGGAAAAAUUAGCGAUCAAAAACUAUUCAAGAGUAGGUUAGAUUAUCUCUCCGGUAAAAUAGGUGCAAGUAGUGCUGUCAUCUCAAACUGCGAAGCAGAAAUAAAAGAAUUAUCCAAAGAUUGA
Messenger RNA from Naumovozyma dairenensis CBS 421, 2526 nucleotides. It is a transcript of the gene YME2, whose product is annotated as Yme2p. The record is from RefSeq and is a predicted model, not a curated record. The transcript has a single exon. Lineage: Eukaryota; Fungi; Ascomycota; Saccharomycetes; Saccharomycetales; Saccharomycetaceae. Gene Ontology annotation, molecular function: RNA binding. The coding region runs from base 1 to 2526 and encodes 841 amino acids. Gene Ontology annotation, cellular component: mitochondrial inner membrane.